Messenger RNA from Eruca vesicaria subsp. sativa (arugula), 2391 nucleotides. The record is from the annotation of a GenBank genome assembly. Lineage: Eukaryota; Viridiplantae; Streptophyta; Magnoliopsida; Brassicales; Brassicaceae.
AUGGAUUCUUCUCCUAACACCAACAACCCCAAGAAACCGUUGCUAGUGAUCGGAGGCACCACCAACACUGGCAUUAGUAACCCUAAACCCUCGGGCCCACCUCCCGGUUUCUCCUCCAAGCCAAGUAUCAAGAGAUAUUCAGAUGAUGUGGAUUUUAAUAACUUGGCUAUCAAGAAAACCAAGACAGUGGUUAGCGCUGAAGAUGGUAAAAAGAUUGUUGCUCUGGAUGUAAAGCCAUUGGCUAUCGUCGAAGCGGAGAAUCAUAAGCUUUCUAGACAGUUUUGGAAAGCUGGAGAUGAUAAAGAAGAUGAGCCUGUACCUCGUUAUUGUAGUAAUGAUGCUGCGGUUAGGGUUCAUCCUCAGUUUCUUCAUGCUAACGCCACUAGUCACAAGUGGGCACUUGGUGCUUUGGCUGAACUUCUUGACAAUUCUCUAGACGAGGUAUGUAAUGGGGCUACAUAUGUUCAUGUUAACUCAGCAACAAAUCAAAAAGAUGGGAAGAGUAGCAUUCUCAUAGUUGAAGACAAUGGAGGUGGGAUGGAUCCGGGUAGGUUUAGAGAAUGUCUUUCUUUGGGGUAUUCAAGAAAACGCAACAUGCCUAAUAAAGUUGGUCAAUAUGGGAAUGGAUUCAAGACUAGUACAAUGAGGCUUGGUGCUGAUGCAAUUGUCUUCUCGCGCUGUCAAGGAACCAAUGGAAAUAAAACAACACAGAGCAUUGGUAUGUUAUCAUAUACGUUUCUUUACGAGACAAGAAAAUGUGAAGCCAUUGUCCCCACGGUUGAUUUUGAGUUGGUAGAUAACGCCUGGAAGGAGAUAACAUACAACUCUACUGAUGACUGGUUUGAUAAUCUAGAGACUAUAGUGAAGUGGUCUCCUUUUUCAACCCAACAAGAGUUAUUCGACCAGUUUAAUUUCCUAGAAGAUCAAGGAACUCGUAUUGUGAUUUAUAAUCUAUGGGAGGAUGAUGAAGGGAAGCUGGAACUUGAUUUUGAUACAGAUCCUCAUGAUAUCCAACUAAGAGGUGUAAACAGAGAUGAGAAGAACAUAGAGAUGGCCAAAACGUAUCCUAACUCGAGGCAUUUUCUAACGUAUCGCCACUCUCUACGUGUACGUGCUUUCAUGUUUCUUAACACCGUUCUAAUGUGUGAACUCAAGUGUUCAUUGACUACUGAUCUAAAGCUUGGCUUUGUGAAAGAUGCUCAUCAUCACAUUGAUAUACAAGGGUUCAAUGUUUACCACAAGAACCGGCUUAUUAAGCCAUUUUGGAGGGUUUGGAACGCUGCUGGAAGUGAUGGACGUGGUGUUAUUGGUUUAGUGGAAGCUAAUUUCAUACAACCAGCUCAUAAUAAACAAGGGUUUGAGAGAACUGUUGUUCUUGCUAAACUUGAAAGCCGAUUGCUCCAACUUCAAAAGAACUAUUGGUCUUCAAGGUGUCAAGAGAUUGGUUAUGCGCCAAGGCGAAAGCAAGCUAAUCAUUUAAGUGUUUCCAGAGAGACUACUAGACAAGGGGACAAGAAAUUUGAAGUACCUUUCAACAACAUGAAGCAUGAUAAGGGAUCUUCUUCUAAUGCACCACCAGCUCGUUUCAUGCAAAAUGGCCAAUCAUCUUGGGGAAACCAACUAAACUCUCAGGGUGUUACACAAUCAAGAGUUGCUGAAAGAAUGAUACCUGACAGUGGGACUAUAAAGAUGGAGAAACAUGGGCAUGGGAUAAGAUUCAAUGAAGCAAGAUUGGUUGAGCAAGCAGCCGAGUUGCAGAGACAGACAAGGCAGCUUGAGUUGCAAUUAAAGGCUAAGAUUCAAGAUUUUGAGAAGAUGGAAAAUCUAAAAGAUGACUCAGAAAAACUGGUUUCUAAGCUGUUGAGCCAGCUAAAACAGUCAGAAGCUAAGAUUCAAAACAUGGAGAAGACGCAGAAGGGAGCAAAUGACUCAGACAAACUAGUGGUUGAGUUGUCGAACCAGCUCAAACAGUCAAACGCUAAGAUUCAAGACUUGGAGAAGACACAGAAACUGAAAGAUGAUGAAUCAGCAAAAAUGGUUGAUGAGUUGAAAAGACAGAAAGCACUGCUUGAAGAAGACUUGCAAAAGGUAAAAGAUGGAUCAAAUAAACUGGUGGAUGAGCUGCGGAGAGAGAAAGCAAUGCUUGAAGAAGAAUCACAUAAGGUAAAAGAUGAAUCAACCAAACUGGUAGAUGAAUUAAAACAGUCAAAAGCUAAGAUUCAAGAUAUGGAGAAGUCACAGACUGAAGUGACUGAGAUCUUUCAAGAAGAAAGAGCCCGCAGAGAUGGGAUUGAGCAUGACUUGAGGAAGAAGCUACGGGAAGCUUCUGAUGACAUCCGUGUGCUAAAAUUUCAAGUGAAUAGCCUCGAAGCACAAAAAGCCAAACCGUAA